Molecule: messenger RNA, 1671 nt
Organism: Drosophila teissieri
Lineage: Eukaryota; Metazoa; Arthropoda; Insecta; Diptera; Drosophilidae
Exons: 1
Coding region: 173-1480 (435 amino acids)
Biological process (GO): cytoskeleton organization
Molecular function (GO): protein binding
Source: RefSeq, a predicted model, not a curated record
UCUACAUCAUCAGUACGCUCCAAAUUCUUUUCAUAUGCACGCCGAAAACUGGACUAAAUUUUCAUGAAAAUUUUUGUAUAUAAAUUUUUUGAAUUUUUUUUUUUCCAAAAACUUUGUAAAUUCUAUUUGCCCUUUCGUUUAAUAUCAGUAAUAAAAUCAUUGUUAGUUCACGAUGGCAAACCGACUAACAGAGCAGCUGGUGGAGGCGAAGGCCAAGGUUUCGGACUACCGCAAGGCCGUAAGGUUGAAUGCCUGGGGCGGCGACCUGGUGGACAUUUCCAUCUGCCUUAGGAUGCCGCUCUUGGAGGUUCUGGCACUCAGCUUGAACAAGAUCAAUACGCUGAGCGGUCUGGUGAACUGCACCCGACUAAAGGAGCUGUAUUUGCGCAAGAACGAUAUACCGAGCUUCGAUGAGCUGAACUACCUGGCCAAUGCCAAAAACCUCACAUCACUCUGGCUGGAGAGCAAUCCGUGCUCCGACGCCGCUGGCGACGACUAUCGGGCCUGUGUGCUGCGCAAGCUGCCGAAUCUGAAGAAGCUGGACAACGUGGACGUCGACGACCUGGAGUUGCAGGCCGCCCUGCGGCACGAGUACUACCCGCAGCUAAAGAGUGCGAUCGUUUCUCCGGUGACGGAGCCGUUCCUGAAGCCCGGCUGCAGUCCCAAGGUCCAGGCCUGUUUCAGUCAGAUGGAAAAGGAGCGGGAGCGCGAGCGGAAUCGGGAUCGGGUGCGCAGGGAGCAGGAGCGCAGACGUGAGCCCCAGCAGCGCGAGCCGCCACAGGGGCAGAGCUGUCAAAACUAUGAUGAACUGCAGCUGCCCAGGCCGAACCGAUUUGCUGGCGGGGAUGCCCGCGAUAUUGAAGAAACGGUUCGAGUUAAGAGUCCAACGCCCAAGGAGAAAAGGAAUAUCACGGGUGACCAUAUGCGUAGGCGCAUGCCGUCCGCUGCACAUCACAUGCAGCAGGAUCAGCGCGUUCAGGAGGCACAGCCGGCGCAGCAGGAUCAGCACGUUCAGGAGGAGGAACAGCCGGCUCAGCAGACUCAGAAGGCUCAACAGGUUCACCACGUUAACCAGUUUCACCAGCUUCAGCAGCUUCAGCAGGUUCUGCAGUUUCGUCAGAAUGAUCGGGCGCAGCAGACAAUGCACACUGAGCAGAUUCAGCAUCUUCAUCAGAAUCCUCCGAGUCCCAGGCUCACCGACGCUGCCGCUGCUGCCAUGUUGAUAGCCCAAAACCGUCUGGAGAUGAUUAAUAGCCGACGAUACGAUUCCCGAUGUUUGCUGCCCAAUGAUUCCUCUCAGGCACCGAUAUCCAACGCCUAUUAUACUGCGAACUACGGUAGUGUGGAGCGACGACGUUAUCAACAUGGCAAUCUGCUUUCGGCCACAUUGUGCCUCAUCCGCGAAAUGGACACAUGCCAACUGGAGGUCCUCAUCCACGCCAUUCACGAACAGGUGUCCAAUCACCCAAUGAACUACUAGAUCGCACACCUUUGGUAAAUUGGUAGAUUUAUUUUCAAAAUUUUAGUUCAAAAAUCGCAUUAAAAAUGUACUUCUGUUUUGUAAGGAAAGCUGAAAUCCCUCAUGGAUACAUUUUUCUGAAACACCUUGCAUAUUUUGUACAUUUAAGUAAUAAAAUGUGGUAAAGCCACGUGAUUCCUUUCGUUCCUUCC